Molecule: messenger RNA, 1690 nt
Organism: Thermothelomyces thermophilus ATCC 42464
Lineage: Eukaryota; Fungi; Ascomycota; Sordariomycetes; Sordariales; Chaetomiaceae
Product: CCAAT-binding transcription factor subunit AAB-1-like protein
Exons: 4
Coding region: 285-1112 (275 amino acids)
Biological process (GO): regulation of DNA-templated transcription
Cellular component (GO): CCAAT-binding factor complex; nucleus
Molecular function (GO): protein heterodimerization activity; DNA-binding transcription activator activity, RNA polymerase II-specific; DNA binding
Source: RefSeq, a predicted model, not a curated record
CUGCUGUCCGCCCACGCUGAUGCCCAACUCUCCGAAGCUGGCUGACCGCUUGCACAAAUCACAUCUUCCCCGAUCUCCAGGUGCUCGACGUUUCUCCCCAAAUCCCGUGUCGUGAGAGUGACUUUGUACAUCGCGGACUGCCGAAACCCAGUGCAUCGCAAAAAAGGCGCAGAAACCAAUAUCAAUUCAGGCGACAUCCGAAUAGUACAGAAUUCCUGUCGCGCGCGUGAACGGGGACCCAGAACGCAUUGCGGACCGGCAUUCGACAGGAACAAGGACACGCCAUGGAUCCGAACUCGUCCUCGUCGCAGCACGGCCAGCAUGGCCAGCACGGCCAGCACAGCCAGCAGACCCGGCAGAUGCCCGUUUACGACCUCAGCCUGGGCGGUCACUACGGAGCCAGCGCAGCGAUCUCUGCGCAAGGCUUCGCGCCGUCCGAGCUGUACACAGGAACAUGGGCAAAUGUGCACCAAGGCCUGACGGGCCACUACAAGGACGUCCUUACGGCGUACUGGCAGCACACCAUCAACCACCUCGAGAGUGAUACGCACGACUACAAAAUGCACCAAUUGCCGCUCGCGCGGAUCAAGAAGGUCAUGAAGGCAGACCCCGAGGUCAAGAUGAUCUCUGCAGAGGCCCCAAUCCUGUUCGCCAAGGGCUGCGACAUCUUCAUCACCGAGCUCACCAUGCGGGCCUGGAUCCAUGCCGAGGAGAAUAAGCGACGCACUCUCCAGCGGAGCGACAUCGCCUCGGCGCUGGCCAAGUCGGACAUGUUUGACUUCCUUAUCGACAUCGUGCCGCGCGAGGAAGCUUCCUCCCACGCCAAGCGGACGAGCAACCAAGCAGCGGCCGCCGCGCAAAACGCUGCCCCGCAGCCGCAGAUCCCUGGGGUCGGGGCCCCGAACCACACCGGGCAGCAUCCCAUGGCUGCACCGGACUACACCCUUGGAGGCCACAACAUGGGCCCCCAAGCCGAUUACCGACAGCCCCAAACGAUGUAUCCCGGUGAAGUACAGACGGGAGCGCCCACGUAUGGUCAGCCUCAAGCCCAGAUGUACAACGUGGAUGACAUGUACACGUACGGGACGAUGCCUCCUCAGCAGGGAGCCUAGGGGGCAGAUCAGCUGGGAAAUCAACCCGCGGCGGGCAUGAGGGCCGAGGGCCAGGCGGCUCUGAAGCCUCAGUCUCAGGCUGGACACGAGUCCGCCACAAGACCCUCAGAUCACACAGGGGUCAGGUCGGCAAUCGAGCCCGAACCAGUCCAAGCAAAACGUGAACCCAAAACCUUCCCUUACUAACAACCCCGAGCUCAUCCGGGGCAAUGAUAUGGCGACAUCAGGACUGUCUCGUCCGGAUAUCACGGGGUCCGUCCGGACCUUCGGAUAUGGUCGGAACCCCCCUUCUGCGAACCUCCCGAACUCUUCUGUGAGUGUCUCGGGCUCCUCUGAGCCCUCGAACGGCAUGGAGAACGUCUGCUUCCAACGCUAAGGACCUGUCUGGACUGGUGCGGAACCACCCAGUCGAAUCGCAAACAGCCAAACCGCACACCCGAACUAUGUGACGGCGCGCGCCGUGGUUACAUUCCGUGGCACUUGGAGUCUGGGCAGGGCAGAAUGCGGGGCUGGUGGGAUUCUACAUAAGUGUUCUGCGGGGAGUGCACUAACAACAAAGAGAAGGGGGGGGGGGGGGG